Molecule: messenger RNA, 11820 nt
Organism: Oryctolagus cuniculus (rabbit)
Lineage: Eukaryota; Metazoa; Chordata; Mammalia; Lagomorpha; Leporidae
Source: RefSeq, a predicted model, not a curated record
GACUGCCUGGAAAGCCCCUUUGGUGUUUUUUUUCUUUUUUUAAGAUUUGUUUAUUUAUUUAAAAGGAAGAGUUACAGAAAGGCAGAGAAGAGAGAAAGAGGUCCUCCAUCUACUGGUUCACUCCCCAGAUGGCCACAACAGCCAGAGCUGUGCCAAUCCAAAGCAAGGAGCUUCUUCCGGGUCUCCCACAUGGGUGCAGGGGCCCGAGGACCUGGACCAUCUUCCACUGCUUUCCCAGGCCACAGCAGAGAGCUGGAUCGGAAGUGGAGCAGCCGGGACUUGAACCAGCACCCAUAUGGGAUGCCAGCAGUGCAGGCAGUGGCUUUACCCAUUACGCCACCACACCAGCCCCCUCUUUGGUUUUGAGAGUCAUCUCUGUGCUAACCAGAAUCUCUGUGAUUGGUCACUUGUGUGCACACCUACUUCCUGCCCUGAAGCUGCUCCAGGUGUAUCUGGUCAGCCAAUUUGCUUGUGUUCAGUGGGACUUUUUGUUGUCUGGGGGUACAGUUAUUUGUGGAAUUCUGAUUUCUUUCCCUAGUUUUGUAUUUGCUGGACUAUGAAAAUCUUUUAGUCCGUUUCCCAUUUGUUACUGUAUGCUCUUUUGUUAUUCUGAUCUUUUUCCACAUUUACCCUGCUUGAACCAGAUUUUCCCAUCCUAAUAUAAAUUAUUAACAAACCUGAGGCUCCUUCCUCUCCCUUCUGACCAGCAGCCAUCAGAGGUAAGCCAGGAUGGGUGGAUAUGAAUAUAUGCAGGAGCUAUGCAGAGGGAAGUAGUCAGAUCUGGUCUGCUUUCUCCUGAUGGUCCAUUGCCUGCAGUACCGCCAGCUCACUGCACUCCAUGGGGCUCUCCUAACACCACCUGGCCCAACAGUGUGCAGACUGGGAUACGCAGCCAAACAAGGUUAUGUCAUAUGUAGGAUUUGUGUGUGCCGUAAUGGCCAUAAGUGCUCUGUUCCUAAAGGGGCAGCCUAUCCACAAGCCUGUCCUUCAUGGUGUCAGAUAGCUAAAGUUGACACAACACCUGCAGUGUGUUGUCAAGGAAUGAGGUGGACACCACUGUGGGGCUCUGAUAGAGGAGAAAGCCUGACACCCAGAGGAUCACCAAACCAGUGCACAGGCACAUCUGCAGGCUCUGGAAGGGCCACGAGUUCCCCCACACUUGGUUCUCGCUGUGCAGCCUGGAGAGGCCGCAGUGCCCUCCAGCUGCACCCUUACGGCUGAUGCAGGCCAUGCUUGUAAAAUUCGAGCCCAGUCAGCAGUGCUUAAAGGUGCUGUUUGUGCGAACUAUCGUGCAGAGGACUUCACGAGUGCUUAAAGUUUGAAAAUCAAAGUGCAGUAAUGUUUGGAGACAAAGUAAAUGGCAUGUCUUGUUUUCGGUAGGAUAAACUUUUUUUUUCUUUAUCUUACUAGGGAGAUAUAUGUCAGUGUUUAAAACAAGCCGUGUAGUGUAAUAGGUGUAAAAUAAAUUCGUUAAAAGAGGAAAAAACACAAACCCUUCUGACGGAGGGUGGGUCAGCAGGGAUUUGACUUGGAAGCUGUUCAGAGUGUGUCACCUUUCUUUUAUAUGGGAUGUGGGUUUUUGUGUCUAAAUUCCACGUCCUGUUGGAAAUCUGGACAUCUGGCCCAGCCUGACCUACAGAGGACCCAUGGAGAAACGAAAUCUGACUGUUUGGAAUGAAGGCUGUCGUGGUGCGGGGAAGGGAAGAGCGGGAGUCGUUGGCAUUUCUUGAUGGCUGGAGGUUUUGUUCCUCCGCUUUGAAAGCCGUGGAGGGGGCAGGAGGGCCCUUCACCUCACCAAGCAACAUCGGUAUUUUUUAAGACAUAGCUUAGAGGAUUUUGCAUUGUGUUCAGUCCAGGGGUUUGAUUUUAAUGAUUUGCCAGAACAUUCCUUUUAAAAAGAAAAGGAAAGGCUCCAAGUUGCCCCCACAGACCUUGUUGUGCAAAGACUGCUGAGAGCAGAGCAGGCCACUUCCCUCUGGGAAUGCCUUCAGGUGCAGGUGGCUGUGCUGCCUUUCCUUCCAGUGCUUGCGACAGUUCUUGAAGUCCUUGCCUUUUCACUCUGUUCUUCUAACUCACCUUCCUUUCUGUGUGUGUGUGUGUGUGUGUGUGUGUAUUCCCUUCUUGCUCUGGGUGGUUCCUCUCAAAAGCUCUCUUUUAAAUUCUAUCACUUAAAACAUUGCAGAGGGGGCCAGCGCUGCGGCGCAGUGGAUUAAGGCCCUGGCCUGAAGCGCUGGCAGCCCAUAUGGGCACCAGUUCGAGACCUGGCUGCUCCACUUCUGGCCUGGGAAAGCAGUUGAAGAUGGCCCAAGUGCUUGGACCCCUGCACCUGUGUGGGAGACCCAGAAGAAGCUCCUGGCUCCUGGUUUCAGAUCGGUGCAGCGGCGGCUCUUGCAGCCAACUGGGGAGUGAACCAUCAGAUGGAAGACCUCUCUCUCUCUCUCUCUCUCUGCCUCUCCUCUCUCUGUGUAACUCUGACUUUAAAAUAAAUAAUAAAUAAAUCUUUUAAAAAAUUGCAGAAACAUGAAAUAUCUUUUUUUUUUUGAAGAUUUAUUUAUUUAUUUGGGAUGGAGGUGGAGAUAAGAGAUCUUCAACCUACUGGAUUAUUGCCCAUUGGGAGCCCGGAGCUCCAUCAGGUCCCUAUUUGGGUGGCAGGGCCCAAAUAUUUGGGCUGUCUUCUGCCCUCCCAGGUGCAGGAGCAGAAUACUGAUCGGAAGCGGAGCAGCCAGUACUGGAACAGCUCAUCCAUGUGGCACGUUGGCAUUGCAGGAAGAAUCUUAGCUCACUGCACCACAAUGCCAACCCCAUGAGGUAUCUUUGUGUGUAUUUUUUUCAGCUAUACACACAGUGAUUCAGAACAGAAGUGGUAAAUUUUAUUCAUGAGUGUAUAUAGAACUUAGAACGAGACACCACUUUCUGGGGUUUGUUUGACCUGGCAGAUAACACACCUUUGCCCCAUAUGGAAGUGCCUGGGUUUAAUCCAGCUUCCUGCUGAUGUGCACAGAUAAUCGGUUUUGUUUUUGUUUUUAAGAUUUAUUUAUUUAUUUGAAACAGCUACAUAGAAGGAAAGUCAGAGGCAGAGAGAGAUCUUCCAAGCACUGGUUCAUUCCCCAAAUGGCCAGGCUGGUCCAGGUCAAAGCCAGGAGCCAGGAGCUUCAUCCCAGUCUCCCACAUGGGUGCAGGGGCCCAAGGACUUGGGCCAUUUUUCACUUCUUUCCCAGGUGCAUUAACAGGAAGCUGGAUUGGAAGUGGAGCAGCCAAGACUCGAACUGGCACCCAUAUUGGAUGCCGGCGCUGCAGAUGGUGGCUUUACCUACUGUGCCACAGCACCAGACCUGGUCAGGAAAUGAUUUAAGUGAUUGGGUCCCUGCCACCCAAGUGGAAGGCCUGAAUGGAGUAGCUGGCUCCAGUCCCUGGUAGGCCAUUGCAGACAUUUGGGAAGUGCAUGAAGGGAUGUGAGCUCUCUGUCUCUCUGCCUCUCAAAUACUUUUAAACAAAACAAAUCCACUUUCUCAUGCAAUUCAUGUUUACUGUCCCAUUGGCAUUUCUUAUUUCCCAGUGUACCCUUCGGUAUGUUGUCUCAGGACAGGAAUAGGAAGAACAUCCAAAAACUGGGAUGGACCCUGCUGUGAUGAGGCGAGCUGAAGAGGUGGCCCUCGGGAGCAGGAGCGUGUGGAGGGUCAGCGGCUGUUGGCUAGUUUGUCCUCAGUGGUCUCUUUGCACACAUGGUCCUAAGUUUUGGCUUAUUUGGUAUAAUGCCACAAGAUUGUGUUGAACAUUUACUCUGUGCAGAACACUCCCAAAUGCAACAGGAGAUACAAAUAAAUCUCAGCCUGUGAAAAGUUCUGGUACAUGGUAAGUGCAUGUUGAGCAUCCUUAACAAAAGUCUGAAAUCUGAGCAUUUUAGAUUUCUGGAUUAUGCUCAACCAGUAAAGUCUAUGCAGAUAGUCCGAAAUCCAAAACACUUCCCGUGCCAAGCAUUUUGGGUAAGUGAUGCUCAUCCUGGAGUUCUAUUAAGUGUCACAGAAUUGCAGAAGAGAGGGGUAAGUGUGAAGAAGUUGUGUGGGAAGGAGGUUGGAGAGUCCCUAGCUAGAGAAACUUGGACUUGCUGGUCUUGAGGUGCUGUUGAAAGUGCCUGGGUGGGGUAAUGAUGCGACGAGUACAAAUCAGAGAGAUGAAGCUGGCAAAGUGUGCAUGGAAAAGAUACGGGAGGUCUGGAAAUUGAGUAAGAGGCUUCCAGAAGUCCAAACAGUCAGGAGGACUUAACCUAAGGAGCAUCGGGAAAGCAGCAGGCAGGGAAAGGCUGGAAGCUAGUGGGAGGCAUUGAAAGAGAAGGGAGCAGCAGCCCGGGAGGCCAGGAGGAAUCUGAGAGUGUGCGAGAUGUAGGUGAGCCUGAGUUUGUCAUGAUGCAGUCAGGGUUAUGGAGCAUUUGACAGCCUAGGAAGAGAUCAGGAAGACAUCUCCCUGGGAUACACACUGGCUGAGAGCAAUUUGACAAAUGAUUAAUUUUAAACUCUUUUUUAGUAGUUGUCCCACAUUUUACUUUAUCUACUCAAACACACUUUUGCGGGUAAUGUCAGGUAAGAAAAACUAUAAUUAAAAGUAUGACAAAAAAGAAAACACUAAGUGAACUGGCCACUGAAAUUAGGUUGGUGACUAGGGACGGCGUCACUGGUCAUUAGAGCUGGCCGGUACUUGAACACAGUGGCAUCUGGUUACCCUUUGGAGGACCUGCACAGUGCCCAUCUGUGUCAGCUUAGGAAGCAUGAAGGUGGCUGGCAGGAAGCAAAAUAAGAAACCAGAACCUCCACAGUAAUGAACAGACAGCUAACCCUAACUGCUUACUAUGUGAUUAGCACUGUCCUAUGAGCCGUCUAUAAGCGUUAGCCGAAUGCCCAAGACCACCCUAAAGUAGGCAUGGUUAUCAUGGCUGCCUUACAGAUGAGGAGACGGAGUGAUUAGGUGCAUUUGCUGGAGUGGCAGAGUGAAGAAUUCAAACUGCAGCAGUCCAGGUCCGAAGCCCACAGUUUAACAACUGGUUCUUAGACAUAGUUGCGCCCCAUGAUCCAAAUAUGGAUCCCUGAUUCCCACCCAAAAGCGAUUGCAUUAAAAUAUCUAUUGGGUCCAGGCCUGAGUGUUGCUUUUUGUUGUUGUUUUAAGUAUUUAUUUAUUUAUUUGAAAGUCAGAGUUACACAGAGAGAAGGAGAAGCAGAGAGAGAGGUCUUCCAUCUGAUUGUUCACUCCCCAGUUCACCGCAACAGCUAGAGAUGCACGAAUCUGAAGCCAGGAGCCAGGAGCUUCUUCCGGGUCUCCCACUUGGGUGCAGGGGUCCAAGGACUUGGGCCAUCUUCAACUGCUUUCCCAGGCCAUAGCAGAGAGUUGGAUGGGAAGUAGAGCAGCCGGGACUCAAACCAGUGCCCAUAUGGGAUGCCGGCAAUGCAGGCAGCAGCUCUACCCACUGUGCCACAGCACCAGCCCCUCACCUGGUAUUUUAAAACUCCCAGCUAAAAAGUCAAUUGCCUACUUAAUAACAAAGUUAUGUAUAUAAAGUGCUUAGGACAACCCCUGGGAUGUAGUAAAGCUGUGGUUAGUACCGGCCGUUGUAAUGACUGUUCAGGUUCAACAUAGCCCAGCCAUGUGAAAGUUACUCCAGGUAGCUUUAGCAACUAUAGGGACUGUGCAGUGAUCCAGGAAGUCACAGUGCUAUGUAUCUAAAAGGCCCUGGGGCACAGUCAAAGCAAGUUUGUAAAGUGCUCAGACUAAGAUGGAAUAAAAGGGAAGAUCAAAGAUGAUGCCCAGAUCUUGAGACCAAGUAACUUUCGAAGAUUUAUUUAUCAGGGCUGGCGCUGUGGCAUAGCUGGUAAAGCCGCUGCCUGCAGUGCUGACAUCCCAUAUGGGCGCUGAUUCGAGUCCUGGCUCCUCCCCUUCUGGUCCAGCUCUCUGCUAUGACCUGGGAAAGCAGUUGAAGAUGGCCCAAGACCUUGGGCCCUUGAACUAGUGUGUGAGACCCAGAAGGAGCUCCUGGUUCCUGGCUUCAGAUUGGGGCAGCGCCAGCCAUUGCUGCCAUCUGGGGAGUGAACCAGCAGAUGGAAGACCAACCGACCUCUCUCUCUCUCUCUCUCUCUCUCUCUCUGCCUGUACUUCUGCUUCUGUCUCUCUGUAACUCUGCCUUUCAGUAAAUAAGUAAAACUUUAAAAAAAGAAAAAGAUUUAUUUAUUUGAGAGGCAAAGUUAGAGGUAAAGACAGAGAGAAAGUCUUCUAUAUCCUGGAUGGGCCAGGCUGAAGUCGGGAACCAGGAACUCUAUCCAGGUCCCCCACAUGCAUGGCAGAGGCCCAAGUGCUUCCCAGGAGCUCUAGCAGGAGCUGGAUUGGAAGUAAAGCAGGCAGGACUCAAACCAGCACUCAUGUGGGAUUCUGGCAUCGCAGGCAGUGGCCCAACCCACUGUGCCACAACACUGGCCCCCAGAGGAGCACUUUUAAAGAAGUAGAAUUAAGAGGGCCAGUGCUGUGGCACAGUGGGUUAACACCCUGGCCUGAAGCGCCGGCAUCCCAUAUGGGCGCCAGUUCACAUCCUGGCUGCUCUACUUCCCAUCCAGCUCUCUGCUACGGCCUGGGAAAGCAGUAGAAGAUGGCCCAAGUGCUUGGGCCCCUGCAUCCAUGUGGGAGACCCCGAAGAAGUUCCUGGCUCAUGCCUUCAGAUCAGUGCAGCUCCAGCCAUUGCAGCCAUCUGAGGAGUGAACCAGCAAAUGGUAGACCUCUCUCUUUCUCUGCCUCUCCUCUCUCUGUGUAACUCUGACCUUCAAAUAAAUAAAUAAAUAAAUAAAUCUUUGGGAAAAAAAAGAAAGAAAUAGAAGUAAGAUUUUUUUUUAAAAACGUAGUUUAGUGGGUUUCUUGAUAAUUUUGAAUGAUUUAUAGUGCUAUAAUUUACACACUGUAAAAUUCACCCAUUUCAUGUAAGUCAGUCAUUGUUUAGCUUUACUGAGGUGUAUAAUCAUCAUCACAACUGAAUUUUAGCACAUUCUCAUCACCCUAAAAAGAUCCCUCGUGCCUGUUUUCAGUUAUUCCUUAUUUCUAUUACCAGCCUGUUCUGUUGGUUUUUUUGAAAAUAAUUAUUUGAUUUUCCUUUUGCAGGAUGGCAUAGUAAAUCCAACAAUAAGAAAAGAUUUGAAAACUGUACCGAAAUUCUACUGUUGUCCAAUUGAAGGAUGCCCCAGAGGCCCCGACAGACCAUUUUCUCAAUUUUCCCUUGUAAAACAGCACUUUAUGAAGAUGCACGCUGAGAAGAAGCAUAAAUGCAGUAAGUGCAGCAAUUCGUACGGUACCGAGUGGGACUUGAAAAGACACGCAGAGGACUGUGGGAAGACCUUCCAGUGUACCUGCGGCUGUCCCUACGCCAGUAGAACGGCACUGCAGUCCCACAUCUACCGGACUGGCCACGAGAUCCCUGCAGAACACAGGGAUCCACCUAGUAAGAAAAGGAAAAUGGAAAACUGCUUACAAAACCAGAAGUUGUCCAAUAAGACCAUUGAAUCGCUAGGCAACCAGCCAGCCCCCAGGCCAGCCCCUGAAGAACUCGAAACUUCAGAAACAAAGCUGGGAGCCUCUCUGGAAGACUCUUGUGGCUCUAACGCCAGAAAGCAGACGCUAACAGCACCUCCAAGAUAUCCUCAGAAGUUGCUGUUACCAAAGCCCAAAGUGGCUGUGGUUAAACUCCCUGUGAUGCAGUUUUCUUCUGUGCCUGUCUUUGUGCCUACGGCCAACUCUUCGGCCCAGCCUGUGGUGUUAGGUGUAGAUCAGGGCUCUGCUGCGGGGGCUGUGCACUUACUGCCCUUGUCAGUAGGAACCCUGAUCCUCGGCCUAGAUUCGGAGGCCUGCUCUCUUAAAGAGAGCCUCCCUCUCCCAAAAAUCAUAAGUCCUGUUGCUGUUGAGCCAGUUAGUACAGGUGUUCAAGUGAACUUGGGUAAAGGCCCAUCCAGUGUUUUACAAGAACUGGGGAACACAGGUCAGAAGAACAGCCUGUCUUCAACCAAUGUGCAGACAGACCUGUCGUACGCCUCACCGAGCGUUCUGCCUUCUGCACAGUGGGCUGGCCCCGACUGCGCUGUGUCCUCGUGUUCUCAGACUGACUUGUCAUUUGAUGCUCAAGUGUCCCUCCCCAUCAGCGUUCACACGCAGACGUUCGUGCCCAGCUCUAAGGUAACUUCGUCGAUAGCUGCCCAGACUGAUGUGUUUCUAGAUCCUUGCUUCCAGUCGGGUGGGGUCUCCAGAGAAACUCAAACCAGUGGGAUGCCAGCUCCCACGGAGGACUGCGUGCAGAUGGACCACACUGGGAUGUGCGGGGGCAUUUUUGAGAGUGUCCAGUCAUCAUACAGUGUCCCUACAGACAGUAUGAUAGAGACAGUAACUCAUGGUUUGCUGCCACAGAAUGACCCUAAGACUUUAAAUCAAGAUAUUGAGAAAUCGGCACCUAUGUUAAACUUCAGCACUCAGAACAGUAUGCUUCCUUCACAGAACAUGACAGAUAAUCAGACCCAAACCAUGGACUUACUAAGUGACUUAGAAAACAUCUUGUCGAGUAAUCUUCCUGGACAGACAUUGGAUAAUCGUAGUCUUCUGCCUGACACGAAUCCUGGGCCUGACACCCAGCUCCCCUCUGGCCCAACCCAGAACCCUGGAAUAGAUUUUGAUAUUGAAGAGUUCUUUUCAGCCUCAAAUAUCCAGACACAAACUGAAGAGAGUGAACUCAGCACCAUGAACACUGAACCUGUCUUGGAAUCACUGGACAUAGAGACCCAAACUGACUUCUUCCUUGCCGACACCUCUGCCACGUCCUACGGGUGCAGGGCAAGUUCUCAGUUCCUAGGCCUUGAGAUGUUUGACACACAGACACAGACAGACCUAAACUUCUUCUUGGACAGCAGCCCUCAUCUGCCUCUGGGAAGCAUUCUGAAACACUCCAGCUUCUCCAUGAGUACUGACUCCUCUGACACGGAGACCCAGACCGAGGGAACCUGUGCCUCGAAGAACAUACCUGCCCUGGAGAGCAAGGUUGAGCUGAACAGCACAGAGACACAGACCAUGAGUUCUGGUUUUGAAGCCCUGGGGAGCUUGUUCUUCACCAGCAAUGAAACUCAGACGGCAAUGGACGACUUUCUUCUGGCUGACUUGGCCUGGAACACGAUGGAGUCUCAGUUCAGCUCUGUGGAAACCCAGACAUGUGCUGAACUGCACGCAGUCUCUGACUUCUAACGGUGGAGUCCACGUGUGGGACGGACGGCUUUUACCAUUUCCCUCUGGGGUUAGAAAAUGGGGAACAGGGACAACAGUGUUAACUCGAUCAAGUGCAGGUGGCGAUGCAGUUGCUUUGAUUCUUUGUGUGCGGUUCUUUGCCUUUUGUAUUUGUAAACAUGAAAAUUGUGUAUAAAUGUGAGUGUAUUAUAAAGUGUAAGAUGUUUAGCUAAAAAGUCUGCUUUUGUGUUGCCUACAUUUGCCCGUUCACAAAUAGUCUUUCCAUCUUUAGAAAGCAAAAUGUGUUUCACACCUGUAAAACCUCUAUGGCCAUUAUAGCUGAAGCCGAGCUUAGCAGGGACAAACUUCUCAAAUCUUCAAACUCUUCCAGCCAAAGUGUAACGUACUUAAAUUGCUCCUGAAAUAUUGUCGACGAUGCCCCCGUGGCUUGUGACUCCUCUGCCUGCAGCACCCAGCUGCUUUGACAUCUCAUCUCUGAUUGAAGACACCGAGGACGACUACAACCGCCAUUCGCUUUUGAAACAGUAGUCAGCUGGUGCCAUCCCUGUCCUACAUGAUAGCAACACAAGGGUACAGCAUUUCCUGCACAAAACAUUCAUUGCUGUAAAAUACUGUCUAGAGAAAGAGCAGCAAGCACUUCAUAUCAGUAGUGAUCCUUCUCUAAGAGGUAACUCAUCCAGACCUCGGGAACCUGGGAUUGUGGUCAUAACCCAUUCAUUCGUCCUGGGGUGUGCCCUGCUGUGCAAACAGUUUUCCUCUGUUCUCACACCACAGUCAGCACAGAGGGCUUCUGUGACCAAAUGUACGAGUUCUUCUCCAGCAAGCCAUCAGUCUGCAGCCAGCACCAGCUGGGAGUCCUCUAAUUCAGUUCUAGUCUGACAUUGUCUACUGGAGGCCGCCUCACCUCGUACGGGCUGAGGGCUCCAUUCCACAAGACUGCCCCCCCCCCCCAUUACUGAUCUGGGCCUCCAGAGCUUCUGACCAACCUGCUUUGAAUUAGGGUUCCCACAGCUCCCUCCUUGAAUUUGGUUGAUUUGGUGGAGCAGCUCACAGAACCCAGAGAAACGCCUGUACUGGCUUAAUACAGAGGAUGUUCUGAAAGAUUCAGAUGAAGAGAACUUUGGGCAAGGCAUGGGAGACGGGCAGUUGAGCUGCCAUUGCCUUUUCUAGGCACUUGGCUAUCUGGAAGCUCUCUAAUCCUUGUCCUUUGGGUUUUUGUGAAGACUUCAUUCCAUAGGCACAAUGGAUUAAAGCAGAAGCCAUUGGCGAUCAGCUGUACCCUCAUCCCCUGCCCCCUCCCUGGCUGUUACAGCAGGUGGGGCUGCAAAGUCCCAAGCCUCUGAUCUUGCCCUGGUCUUUGCUGAGACCAGCCCCCAUCCUGAAGCUACCUGGGGGCUGCCAGCCACCAGUCUGCUCAGUAUACAAGAAGACACAUCCCUUUGGGAAGUCCAAGGAUUUUAGGAGCUGUGUGCCAGGAAACCAAAUACAUCACACCACCACACCUGCGAACAUCCUGUUCUCCACCAUCGGCCAGCAUAGAGCUUUGGAGCUGCUUCCCAAAGUGCACCCAGCGGGUGGAUCAGAGUUCUGUCCCUUGGAAGAAAUGUUAAAAAGGGAGAGAAAAAGCGAGAAGAGCAAAGGACAAACCCGCCCCCUCAGACUUCAGUAAGCUGUUAGGGCAAGAGUGCGAUCUGCAAUCAUUUUAAAGUGUCUUUUCCUUCCAUCCACCACUCCUUAUCUCUUCCUUCAAGAAGGGAACACAUUGGUCUAGCAAGGAUAUUAUUUGUGCCUUGAGGCUGACAAAAACAUAUCUGCCUAAAAUAUGGUAUUCUGCGUUUUGUUUAUUUAUUUUUUAAAGAAGAGUGAUACCAAACUGUCUUCUCCAAAGAAAAUACAGACACUAAAGAUGUACUGGCUUCAAGAAUCAAGCAUUUUUCCUACGUUUUGAGACAGGAGCGUGCUGGGCGGGGGGUUGUCUGUGCUGUGAGGAGAGAACCUGAGUUCUUCAUGUUCACCAACUUUCAGGCAGCCAAGACUUCGGCGCAGAGCCUCUGCGUUCUCCAGUUUACAACAGCAGCAACAACAAAAAUACAAAUGUUCUGCCCUUUUCUGUGGCACGGCCCUGUGCUACUAAGGGAAUUAAUGGUUCAUGCAUUUGAUGGUGUCGCCCCAUACAUCAGAUACAGAAUUGUUGGUGAUGGGUUAGUAACACCUCCUGGGCAGAUGAACUCAACCUGAUAGGUGCAAGUUUGCUUUGGUCACAGUUGCCUAUGAAUUUAAGUUUCAGAAUAUAAAGCCUUAACUUAGAAUUUCAUUAUGUUUUAGAAUCAUCACUGCCUUAAUGUCCAGACAUCUGAAGUCCUCUGAGUGAAGGAGAAAUGCAUGUUUGUUUAUGGCUUUUUGUAAAUAAAAAUGCAGUGAUCUAUCUGUGGCUUAAAAAUGUUCUGUUUGUUAAUUCAGCCAGUCUGCUAUUUACAGAAAAAUGGAGCAUGUGAUGGUCCUUCAUGACAGGAGCUGAAUUGUCCUGAGAUUAUUUGUAAAACCAGAAAUUCAGUGAUUAAAGAGAAGCUAGCA